CUUUACUCGACCGGCUGCUGCCAGAUCAAAACAAAUACACCCACCGGAUGCAGCUAGUUAAAUUGUUUAGGAUUUUCCCUGGUUUGCAUUCCAAUUUUAUUUUAUUACUUUAUUGUUAUUCGGAGCAACCAAGACUAUCUGUUGGCAAACAAAUUUUAUUCAUCACUGAUUUGGUUUCCCUAAAAACUGGGUAUUGAAAGAUGUUAGUCCCCCUAUACUUGCUUUCAUAUAUCGUGUGGUCUCUCACCACAUACCAACAUGUUCAUGGCGGCAUACUAUACCCAUAUGAAUCAGAAACCAGAGAAGUGAAACCUCUUGAUGGUCUUUGGACAUUUUGCACUACUCCAAAAGAUCAAUCACAAGAUGUAGGCUUUUCAGAAAAGUGGUUUAACUUGGACCAUCAUGACAAUAAAAUGUCUGGAGAACACUGUCAGCUGAUGCCAGUGCCAGCUAGCUACAAUGACAUUCCAACUGAUUCUUCGGUGCGAGACUUCAUUGGCUGGGCUUGGUACAGAAAACCACUUUUUGUGCCUAAAAGAUGGUCUGAAGAUAAAUUGAAAAUAUUUGUUCGAUUCGGAAGUGUUCACUAUCAUGCCAUAGUGUGGAUGAAUGGACAGCAGGUGGGGGAACAUGUGGGGGGCCACCUUCCCUUCCAAUUGGACGUCACAUCCGUCCUCAACUACGGCACUGCAAACACCUUGACUGUUGCUGUCAACAACACUCUCACAAACGUCACUCUGCCUCAAAUGCAAAUACACCAUCCCAAUGACACGUCCAGGUACCCUCCAGGAUAUGUAACAUAUUCACAGAAGUUUGAUUUCUUCAACUAUGCUGGAAUACAUCGUCCUGUUUAUCUUGUUGCCCUGCCUUCAGUUCACAUUGAUGACAUCACCUUGACAACAACCGUGAAUUUUGAAUCAAAUGGUCUGGAUAGAGUAACUGUAGGAACUGUACAGUUUUCUGUUGAACACACAUUUCAAGGCUCUGAAGAGGAUGUGAGUUGUGAUGUUUCUAUAUCAACUCAAGGAGGAAGUAUAAUCCAUCAUGACAUUACUUCAUGUUCAUCAGAAAUUUCAAUCAGACAAGCUAAACUCUGGUGGCCUAGAUUUUCGCAUGCUAAACCCGGAUAUCUGUACACUUUUGAGGUUUCUUUGAUAGUUCAAGGCAUUCCUGUGGAUGUGUAUAGACUUCCUUUUGGAAUUCGCACUGUUUCUUGGAACAAGUCAAGUCUUAUGAUAAAUAGUAAGCCUGUUUACCUGAGGGGCUUUGGUAUGCACGAAGACUCAAAUCUAAGAGGAAAAGGCUUGGACUUGGUACACACUGUUCGAGAUUUUGAAUUGAUCAACUGGUUAGGAGCUAAUGCCCUUAGGACAUCACACUAUCCCUACUCUGAAGAAACAAUGAAUUUAGCUGACAAGUAUGGUAUACUUGUUAUUGCUGAGAGUCCUGCAUGUACUAUUGACUCAUUUGGAGAAGAGAUACUUUCACACCACAAAACAGUUUUGAAUGAACUUAUUUCUCGGGACAAAAAUCAUCCCAGCAUAAUUGCUUGGUCUAUCGCAAAUGAGCCAUACUCUGAUCUUCCACAAGCAGACCAUUAUUUUGGAACGUUGGCUGAUUUGAUUCGUUCUCAAGAUCCUACAAGAGCUGUCACUUUUGUCAGCAGUCGGAGUUGGAACAAUGACAAAGCUGUGCAACACAUGGAUUUCAUUUGUGUGAACCGUUAUGCUGCCUGGUACUCAGACUCUGGCUUACUGUCUCUGAUUGAAAGGCAAACGGUUGAAGAGCUGAAAGCGUGGCAUGACAGGUGGCAAAGACCAAUUGUAAUGUCAGAAUAUGGAGCUGGUUCCUUGAGUGGCUUCCACAAGUUGCCUGCUGUAAUGUGGACUGAGGACUACCAAGUCCUAACACUUCAUAAGCAUUUCCCUGCAUUCGACUACCUAAGACUGAAUGGGUUGCUAGCUGGUGAAAUGAUUUGGAAUUUUGCUGACUUUAACACCCCUCAAGAAUACAUUCGUCCCGGUGGAUGCAUGAAGGGACUCAUGACUCGGGAACGCCAGCCAAAAGCAGCAGCACACUUAGCAAGAUGGCGGUAUUGGAAGCUGGCUCAGAACACUAGUGGCUUUUCCAUUCCAGAAGAUUUGCUUUAUUCAUGAAUUUAACUUUCAUGUACCUAUACCUCUUGAAAUAAAAUACUAUAAAUUUCUGA
This is a messenger RNA of Thrips palmi, 2209 nucleotides long. RefSeq names its product beta-glucuronidase-like. The coding region runs from base 201 to 2156 and encodes 651 amino acids. Lineage: Eukaryota; Metazoa; Arthropoda; Insecta; Thysanoptera; Thripidae. Gene Ontology annotation, biological process: carbohydrate metabolic process; glucuronoside catabolic process. The transcript has 13 exons. The record is from RefSeq and is a predicted model, not a curated record. Gene Ontology annotation, molecular function: beta-glucuronidase activity; carbohydrate binding.